UUUCUUUUCCUCACAAGGAGAUGAAGACCACAAUAAACACUCUUCCAGUUUACCCUCUUAAUUACCAGUAUGUUUCUGGUAAAACUACGACAUUUACAAUCCCUUCAUUCCAUUCUUCUUGCAAGUGGAAAACUGGUUGCAACCUGAAGGUUGUGAAAACUUCCAUGGCUAUGGAGGAGGUAAAGGUUGAUGCAUCCUCGUUCUCGAAGCUAACGGCAACUGUCAGUAUCAGGAUAAGCAAGGAAGUCAAUCUGGUUAAGAAGAUGAUAAAGUCGUUCCCAUGGUUAUAUUCACGAAAUGAUUCGUUAGAUAAGUUUGUGGUGAAGGGUAUUGGUUUUCAACUUGUUAGCACCCAACUAGAUCCAAGUACCAUGAAGCCAAAGAUGAGCAAGGAAUCUGUAAAAGAGUGGUCCAAAUGUACAACAGAUGAAAAAGAUAAUGAUAGAGGCUGUUUCACGUUCGAAGUUGAGCUAGUAAUUGAUGCAGACUUUGGAGAACCAGGGGCCAUCCUGGUGAGAAACAAUUACGAAGAGGAGUUGUAUCUGGAUGCCAUCUCCCUUGAAGGUUUCUUUCACUUUUCAUGCAACUCCUGGAUUCAACCAGCUCAAACUAGCAAACAGAGAAGGAUAUUCUUUGCUAACAAGGUGUAUUUACCAUGUCAAACUCCCAAGGGGCUAAGAGACUUGAGAGCUAAGGAACUUAAUAAUAAAAGAGGUGAUGGAAACGGACUUAGGUUACCUUCAGAAAGAAUAUAUGAUUAUGACGUAUAUAAUGAUCUUGGAGAUCCCGACAAAGGAGCUAAGCACGCAAGACCGACAUUAGGAGGCGAAAGAAACCCGCAUCCUAGGCGUUGUCGUACAGGACGUCCCUCCUCAAGUACUGAUGAAACUAUGGAAAAGCGGAUAGAUACGUUGAUUUCUUCAAUAUAUGUACCACGAGAUGAAGUUCUGGAGGGGGCCAGGCGCACCGAAUUCCUGAUAGGAACAUGGAAGGGAUUGCUUCGCAAUAUUCCACCCUUGGUGGCCACUUCCAGAAAGAGUGAAAUUUCUAGGGAUCUUAGUGAUGUUGCAGGCCUUUAUAAAGGUGCACCACAAGUUGAUCAGACAAGUUUGAAAGGGUUUGGACUGUUAAAUUUUCUAGAUAUCAGUGGAUAUAUUAAAGAAAUCUUCAAGUUUGAGACUCCAAAAAACAUUUUGUCAGGGGACACAACAAGCUAUGUACGAGAUGACGAACUUGGCCGCCAAACUCUUGCAGGGAUGAACCCUAUUAGCAUUGAGAGGUUAAGGGUCUUUCCUCCUGUGAGCAAACUUGAUCCUUCAAUCUAUGGACCAUCAGAAUCAAAUCUUAAAGAAGAGCAUAUUAUAGGCCACCUGAAUGGUUUAUCGGUACAACAGGCCAUUGAUGAAAACAAACUCUUCAUAUUGGAUUACCACGAUAUUUAUCUUCCAUUUCUAGAGAGGAUAAAUGCUCAAGAAGGUCGAAAAGCAUAUGGAACACGUACAAUAUUUUACUUGACAACAAUGGGAACCCUAAAUCCCAUUGCAAUCGAGCUUAGCCUUCCUCCUAAGGACGGAUCUAAUAUCCCAUCAAGACAAGUUCUCACUCCUCCGGUUGAUGCAACCACCAAUUGGCUUUGGCAAUUAGGCAAAGCUCAUGUAUGCUCAAAUGAAGCGGGUGUUCACCAACUUAUUCAUCAUUGGUUACGUGCGCACGCAUGUAUGGAACCAUUCAUCAUAGCUACUCAUCGACACUUGAGCUCAUUGCAUCCAGUUUUUAAGCUUCUUAAUCCCCACAUGCGACAUACACUCGCAAUAAAUGCAACAGCACGUGAAAGCCUUAUAUGUGCGGAAGGAACUAUCGAGCGUGACUUUUCUCCAGGAAAAUAUAGCAUGGAGAUGGCUUGUGCUGCCUACCGUGAUUGGUGGCGCUUUGACUUAGAAGGCCUUCCUGCAGAUUUGGUACGAAGAGGAAUGGCAAUACCCGAUGAAUCAAAGCCCCAUGGAAUAAGAUUACUCAUAGAAGACUACCCAUAUGCUAAUGAUGGGCUUCUCAUUUGGUCUGCAAUUCAGGAGCUGGUACUUUCAUAUGUGAAUCAUUACUACCCUGAAGAAAAUGUUGUUAUAUCAGACAAAGAACUUCAAUCAUGGUAUAGUGAAGCCAUUAAUGUAGGGCAUGCCGAUCUUCGUGAAGCUAAUUGGUGGCCCAAACUAUGCACUCCCAACAAACUUACAGAGAUAUUGACCAUUCUAAUAUGGAUUUCAUCGGCACAACAUGCAUCUCUUAAUUUUGGGCAGUACCACUAUGGUGGAUAUGUCCCAAAACGCCCACCACUUAUGCAAAAACUUAUACCCCAAGAACAUGAACUCGAGUAUGCAUAUUUCAUGGGCGACCCACAAGGUUAUUUCCUAGCAUCAUUGCCUAGUUUGUUUCAAUCAACAAAGUACAUGGCCGUAAUUGAUAUAAUCUCAGCACAUUCACGUGAUGAGUCGUAUAUUGGGGAGAUAAAGGAUGUCAUCACUAAUUGGUCUGGCGAACCUAACAUUAUUAAGGCAUUCUAUAGAUUUUCAAUGAAAAUUAAAAGUAUUGAAGAUGAAAUUAAAAGAAGGAAUGCUGAUAUGAGACUUAGGAAUAGAUGUGGUGUUGGGGUUCCACCUUACGAGCUGCUCAUACCAACUUCAAAACCCGGGGUUACGGGAAGAGGUGUACCAAAUAGCAUAACAGUGUGA
This is a messenger RNA of Cynara cardunculus var. scolymus (artichoke), 2726 nucleotides long. RefSeq names its product lipoxygenase 3, chloroplastic-like. The transcript is spliced from 9 exons. Gene Ontology annotation, biological process: lipid oxidation. Bases 21 to 2726 code for a protein of 901 amino acids. The record is from RefSeq and is a predicted model, not a curated record. Lineage: Eukaryota; Viridiplantae; Streptophyta; Magnoliopsida; Asterales; Asteraceae. Gene Ontology annotation, molecular function: protein binding; metal ion binding; oxidoreductase activity, acting on single donors with incorporation of molecular oxygen, incorporation of two atoms of oxygen.